Messenger RNA from Pogoniulus pusillus (Red-fronted tinkerbird), 8711 nucleotides. RefSeq names its product insulin like growth factor 2 receptor (gene IGF2R). The coding region runs from base 1 to 7449 and encodes 2482 amino acids. Gene Ontology annotation, molecular function: signaling receptor activity; D-mannose binding. The record is from RefSeq and is a predicted model, not a curated record. The transcript has 48 exons. Lineage: Eukaryota; Metazoa; Chordata; Aves; Piciformes; Lybiidae. Gene Ontology annotation, biological process: lysosomal transport.
AUGGCACCCGCCGCUAGCGCCCCCGGCCCGGCCCGGCCCCGCGCCGCCGCCGCCGCGCUCGCCCCAGUCCUCCUCCUUCUUCUGUCACUGCCCUUCCGGCCGGGGGGAGGCGGCGCCGUCACCGCGGCCCUGAGCGAUGCGUACCGAGACCUGUGCAGUUACACGUGGCAAGCAAUUGAUGUGGACAAACAGGUGCUUUAUCGUAUUAACCUCUGCUUUGCUGUCCAAGACUGUGGAAAAUCAAGUGCAGUCUGUGCAUAUGAUGUCAAGAAGAAGACCUAUCAGUCUGUAGGUGACUUAAGCUUGAAAAAAGUUUCUGAAAGCCUUGUGGAACUCAACACUACAAAUAGCUGCUUGCAGCAAGGCAGUAAGCACCAAAUUCAAAGCAACAUUAACUUUCUGUGUGGGAAAACGCUGGGUACCCCUGAAUUUGUAAUGGCAACAGAGUGUGUGCACUAUUUUGAAUGGAGGACCUUUGUGGCUUGCAAGAAGGAUUUGUUUAAACCUAUGAAAGAGGUCCCUUGCUAUGUUGUUGAUGAAGACUUGAAGAAACAUGACUUGAGUCCUCUUAUCAAAGUUUCAGGACACUACUUGGUGGAUGAUUCUGAUGAGGAUUCCUUGUUCAUAAAUAUCUGCAGAGAUUUAGGAAGUUCAGGUGGUGAGACCAGAGGCUGCCCUGCUGGGAGUGCUGCUUGCUUGUUGCACAAAGGUCAGGCAUAUGAUGUUGGCCAUCCAAAUGAGCAGCUUAAACUUCAUGACAAGGAGAGGCUGGUAUUGCGUUAUGAGAAAACAUACAGUGAUGAAGAAAGGCCAGACUUUUGCCUGGGCCAUAACCCUGCAGUGACAAUCACUUUUGUUUGCCCAUCAAAAAGGGGAGAGGAGAGUGCAGGUCCCAAACUCACAGCGAAAACAAAUUGCCGGUAUGAAGUUGAGUGGGUUACUGAGUAUGCCUGUCACAGGGAUUACCUGGAGAGUAAGAGCUGCCUUCUGACUAAUGAGCAACAUGAUAUUUCCAUUGAUUUAAGGCCACUUACUCAACUUCCAGAUUAUGUCACACCCUAUUUUGCCAAAGAUCAGAAUGAGGAAUAUUACUAUUAUUUGAAUGUAUGUGGGAAAACCACUGCAGGUAACUGUAAGGACAGCACUGGAUACACUUCAUCAUGCCAAGUGAAAUCUUCAACCAACCAGCAAAAAGUGGCAGGAAGAUUUCAGAAUCAAACCCUAAGGUACUCUGAUGGGGACCUCACUUUAAUUUAUCCAAAUGGAGAUGCAUGUAGUUCUGGCUUUCAGAGAAUGACUGUCAUAAACUUUGAGUGCAAUGAAACAGCAGGUAACGAAGGUAGAGGCUCUCCAGUGUUUACUGGUGAAGUGGACUGCACCUAUUUUUUCACUUGGGAUACAAAAUAUGCAUGUGUUAAAGAGAAAGAAGAUCUCCUUUGCCGAGUUACUGAUAAGAGAAAACACUAUGACUUGUCACCUUUGAUCCGUGACUCAGAGUUAGCCCAGAACUGGGAAGCUGUUGACAGCAGUUUCUCAGAACUAGAGAGGAAACAUUAUUACAUCAAUGUCUGCCAUAAAGUACUGAAGAGAGGACGAGCGUCCAACUGCUCAGAUACUGCUGCCAUCUGCUCUGUGGAUAAACAAAACAAGACUACAAAUCUUGGAACGUUUGUAUCUUCUCCUAAAAAGGUUGGAGAAAAUAUUCAACUUAUCUAUUCAAAUGGAGACAGCUGUGGUGGUGGCAAAAAAAUCAAAACUGUCAUCAAUCUAGUGUGCACACCAGGUGAUCUAGAAAGUGCCCCAAUCUUGAUGUCUGAGGGUGUAUGUUUGUUUGCAUUUGACUGGUAUACUGCUGCUGCAUGUGUCCUGUCUAAAACUGAAGGAGAUAACUGCCAAGUCUCAGAUCUUCAGGCAGGCUUCUCUUUUGAUUUAUCACCUCUUGCCAAGGACAAUGGCUACUACGUAGUUAAUACUACCAACUACUUGUUUUACAUAAAUGUCUGUGGCAGUGUGCCCAGUGAGUUUUGUGGCACACAAUCAGCAGCCUGCCAAGUAACAACACAAAGUAAGGAUGAAUUUUGGAGUCUUGGGCUGCCCAGUUCCAGACUUUCAUAUUAUGAUGGUCUGAUUCAGUUGACCUACAAAAAUGGUACAGCAUACAAUGAUGAGAAGAAAACACAGCGAUCUACCCUUAUAACUUUCCUGUGUGACCAACAGGCUGGAAAAGGUCAGCCUGAAUAUCAGACAGAAGAUAACUAUACAUACAACUUCAGGUGGUACACUGAAUAUGCUUGUCCAGAAAUGCCAGUGGAAUGUGUUGUGACUGAUCCCAACACCAUGGACCAGUAUGACCUGUCAAGAUUAGCAAAGUCUGAGAAGAGAGGUGAGAACUGGUAUGCCAUGGACAAUUCUAGACUGAGUGAGCGCAAGAAGUACUACAUCAACGUCUGUCGGCCGCUGAUUCCUGUCCCGGGAUGUGACCGACGAGCAUCUGUCUGUCAGAUGAAAUACCAGUAUGAUCAUGGUUCUUACUCUGAAGUCACCUCUAUUAGUAAUCUUGGUGUUGCCAGCAAUGGACUAGUAGUUGAAAGACCUGGACAUGUUUAUCUAAGCUAUGCAAAUGGCUCUGUAUGCAUUGAUGCUGAUGGAAAGAAUUCAGUCUAUACCACCAUCAUCCACUUCGUCUGUUCCAGGGGCACUCUUAGCAGCAGCCCACAGUUCAUAGGUGUUCAGGAAUGUGUUACCACCUUCAUCUGGGAAACUGAGGCUGCUUGUCCCAUAAAGGAAACAAAAGAUGAUUCUCAGUCCUGCUCUGUACGAGAUCCAAACACUGGCUUCCUCUUCAACCUGCAGCCACUAGCUUCUGCAAAAGGCUAUAUGGCUACCGGCAUUGGGAAGAAGUUCUUGCUAAACAUUUGUGAAACCAUGCCAGAUUGUGGUGAAAUCAAUGGCAAAACAGCUGCUGGAUGUGAAGCAGAAAACCUAACAUCAGUGAGGCUGGUGGAGUUGGACAAAACCUUGUAUCUGUCUAGUGAAGGGUUUCUAACUCUUACCUACAGAGGUCCUCUUCGUAUGCAAUCAGGAGCAUCAGACACAUUCACAGUGACUUUCCUCUGCAAUGAUUCCUAUCCUGGGGAGCUGAAGUUUGUGCGUGAAGAGAUAAACAGUUUGCUGAGCAUCCAUGAUACUUUUUUUGAGUUUCACACAGCAUUGGCCUGUGCUCCUGCCCCUGUUGACUGCCAGGUGACAGAUGCUGCUGGCAAUGAGUAUGACUUGAGUGACUUGAGCAAAGAGAAUGAACCAUGGGUUGCUAUAGACACUUCCAAGGAAGCAAAGAGAAGAACAUUUUUCCUGAAUGUCUGCAAGCCUUUGCCCAGUGUGUCUGGAUGCCCUGGUGGAGCCAUAGGAUCUUGUGUGAAAUACACUGAUAGAAGCCAGAACCUUGGAGUCAUUCAGCUAAACCCGCAGGCUGCUACUGAUGGGUCAUUAAGCAUUAUUUACUUGAAUGGUGACCCAUGCAAAGAUAAGCACCGUUUCUCCACACGGAUCAUCUUCCAGUGCGGUCAAACAAUGGGCUCACCAGUGUUUGAGCAACAGGAUGACUGUGAGUUCGUGUUUGUUUGGCGGACCUUGGCUGCAUGUCCUGUUCACAAAGCAGAUGGAAAAAAUUGCCAAGUGGAAGAUCCAAGAUAUGGUCAUGUUUAUGACCUGAAGCCACUUUCCAAUAAAGACAUAAAAGUGAGCACAGAUGAGUAUGACUACUACUUCAGAGUUUGUGGAGCAAUCACAGAACCUUGCAAAUCAGAGGCUGUCAAUGUGUCAUCAUGUCAAGUAAAGAAGAUGGACAAUACCUUCAGAAAAGUAGCAGGCUUGGUUACAGAAAAUCUGACUUUCAGGAAUGGUUUAAUAAUGAUUAACUACACCAAUGGAGAAAAAUGUCAUAAAAUAUAUGAAAGAUCAACUGCCAUUUUAUUCUACUGUGACAAGACUACAUCUGAGCCUGUGUUUUUGAAAGAAACUCCAGACUGUACCUACAUGUUUGAAUGGCAUACUCAAUAUGCUUGCCCACCUGUUAAAUCUACUGAGUGCUCCUACAAGGAUGACCAAGGAAACUUCUAUGACUUUUCAUCUCUGACACGACACAGAGAAAAUUGGGAGGCAAUUGCUCUGUCUGCUUCAGCACAGAAAUACUACAUUAAUAUCUGCAGGCCCCUAGUACUAUACAAUGCUGCACACUCCUGUCCUUCUGAUGCUGCUGCUGCUCUCGUGGAGGGUACAAGAUGUACAAGUCUUGGACAAGUGGUUGAUGGUCCCCGCUGGGAGAACUCUGUUUCUGUUCUGAAAUACGUUAACGGAGAGCUGUGUCCAGAUGGAAUUCGCAGGAGAGCAACAAUAUUGCGCCUCAAGUGUGACGAAAACAGAAUUGAAUCGAAGCCAGAACUGAUAAUGGCCAUUGAAGACUGUGAAUAUACAUUCUUGUGGUUCACUGCUGCUGCAUGUCCUCUUAAAAUCAAUGUGCAAGAUGACUGCCGGGUCACCAAUCCUGCAACAGGCCACCUCUUUGAUUUGACAUCACUGAAACGAGAGUCUGGCUACACCAUCACUGAUGCACAUAACAGAAAGAUUGAGUUGAAUGUUUGCGCUGAAGCUAAAAGCUCUUGUUCUGAUGGAGCUGCUGUCUGCAUCACUGAUGGUCCAAAAUCAAUUAAUGCUGGAAAAGCAAGUAAGACUUUAACUUAUGAGGAUCAGGUGUUAAAACUUGUCUAUGAAAAUGGAGAUCCUUGCCCCACGGACCGUAACCUGAAGCAAAACAGCUAUUUCAGCUUCGUGUGCAAUUCUGGCGCUGGAGGCGACAGCCAGCCUGUCUUUCUGUCCUAUGAUGAGCAGACGUGCACGAGUUACUUCUCCUGGCAUACUUCCUUGGCUUGUGAGGAGGAGGUGAGGUGUUCAGUAUUGAAUGGCAGCUCCGUCAUUGACCUGUCUCCUCUGAUCCAUCGCACUGGGUAUUAUGAGGCAUUUGUGGAUGAAGAUGGGACAGAUGUUUCUCCAGACUUCUACAUCAACAUUUGUGAGCCUCUUCAGCCUGUCAAAGAUGUCAGUUGCCCACCUGGAGCAGCUGUUUGCAUGGUUCCCAUUAAUGGAUCACCAGUAGAUAUUGGUCGUGUUACUGAACCUCCCAAGUUAAAUGAGGCAUUAAAUGAAGUUUACAUCACUUACAACAGUACUACUCCUUGUCAGAUAAACAACAAAAUGAACUAUACUUCUCUUAUUGUAUUUCACUGCAGCCAAGGAACUAGUCUGGGCAAGCCAAAGAUGAUAAGGAAACUUGGCUGCAGUUUUGUGUUUGAGUGGGAAACUCCAGUUGUGUGUCCUGAUAAAGUGAAGACUUUAGGCUGCUCUGUGUCUGAUGACCAGCUACACUAUACUUUUAACCUGACCAGCCUUUCUGGAAGGUCAUUUGAGGUAUUUUCUGGAUCCAACCAUUACACUGUUGGGGUAUGCAGUAAGGCUGCAGACUUGUCUCAGGGAGAAUGCAGAGAUGGGGCAGUGUGUCUGACGUCUGAAAGCGGAGCAUCCUCCUUUGGAAACGUGAAGGAAAUGAAAAUGGACUAUAGCCACCAGGAUGAAACAGUCAUCUUGCAGUACACAGGAGGUGAUCAGUGUCCUCCAGUGACUGAAAAGGGAGAGCUUUGUGUCCUCCCUUUCAAGUACAAAGGAAAAACCUAUAAGGAAUGUACUACAGAAGAAAAGAAUAGGCCAUGGUGUGCUACAACUGAAAACUACCAGGGAGAUGGAAAGUGGGGAUUUUGUGGAAAUGCAACUGCAAGAAGGGAGUCUACCAUUGUUUUCAUGUGUGAUGAAGGCGGUGGUGUGGGGAGGCCAUACCUCCUGAGCGAGACGCUUGGCUGCGCCGUCACGUUUGAGUGGAAGACUCGGGCUGUUUGUCCUCCCAAGAAGAUGGAGUGCAAGUUUGUCCAGAAGCACAGAACUUAUGACUUGAGAAUGCUCUCUUCCUUGACAGGAUCAUGGGUCUUCUUCCACAAGGGCAACUCGUACUAUGUGAAUCUCUGUCAGCGAGUACAUGAGGGACCUACAGGCUGCCCUGAGAGAGCCAGUGUUUGCAGGAAGAGUGAAAAUGGAGAUGUUCAAGUGCUUGGACUUGUUCAUACACAGAAGCUGAAUGUGACAGGUGAUGCAGUGUAUAUUAGUUAUUCCAGUGGGCAGGAAUGUAGGCAAAACAAGAAAGUAAAGACAAUUAUAGAACUGAAGUGUGCCAAAACCGUUGGCAUGCCCAUGCUGCAGAGGAUUGAUGAAGAAAACUGUGCUUACUAUAUCACAUGGGACACACGUGCAGCUUGUGCUGUGAAGCAGCAGGAGGUGGAGGUGGUGAAUGGAACAGUUAUUAAUCCUGCAACUGGGAAAAACUUCUCUUUAGGGGAUGUUUAUUACAAGUUGUACACAGCUUCUGGUGACAUACGGACAAAUGGUGAUAAAUAUGUGUAUGAAAUUCAACUUUCUGGUAUCAAAAACUCCAGUUCCUCCGAGUGCUCUGGAGCAAACAUCUGCCAGGUUAAAACUAACGAACGUCGCUUUCGGAGACUCGGUACCGCCACCGAAGCCAAAUUCUAUGUUAAGGAUGAUGACUUGGAUGUCGUGUUUUCCUCAGACUCCAGAUGUGGUAAAGAUAAAUCAAAGUUUGUCUCUACAACCAUUUUCUUCCACUGCAAUCCAGAAUCAAAGGAAGGCAUCCCUGAAUUCCUUCACGAAACAGCAGACUGCCAGUAUUUAUUUACCUGGUACACAUCUGCUGUGUGUCCAUUAAUAUCAACCAAUGAUCCAGGAAGCAGUGAGCACCAAACUAACCAGGAGGCCCAGGUACCUAAAGGCCUUUCAAGGCGAAGUCAGGCUGUUGGUGCAAUGCUGAGUGUCCUCCUCGUUGUUCUCACUGCGUGCCUAAUCAUCUUGCUGUUCUACAAAAAAGAGAGGAGGGAGAUUGUAAUGAGCAAGAUAAACUGCUGCAGAAGAACAUCUGGUGUGUCCUACAAGUACACAAAGAUAAAUAGUGAAGAGGAAGCUAAUGAGAAUGAGACAGAGUGGCUUAUGGAGGAAGUUGCAGCGCCAAAUCAAAGGACAACAAAAGCAAGGCAGGAGAAUGGUCACAUUACUACAAAGCCUGUUACAUCUGAAGCCUUUACCUCUCUCCACGUGGAUGACCUGGACAGCGAGGAUGAAGUGUUAACCAUUCCAGAUGUAAAGAUUCAGUCGGGAAGAGGACUAGACAAGGGAAAGCACCCACAAAAGAAGCCACCCGGUUUUGGAAGUGAUGACAAAGCUUGUUUGCUGAAUGGAGGGAAGGAAAGGAAAGCAAAACCCAAGCAGCAGGCACAGAACUCUACAAACACAGUAUCGUUCCAUGAUGAUAGUGAUGAGGACUUGCUGAAUGUUUAAUAACUCCUCUCGUGCCUAAUCAAAUAUAUAUAGAGAUAGAUUAUAUAUAACAGGACAACAUUUCCAACCAAAUAUGAAGACUUCGGCCCAAAAGAUUUUUUUUCUGACUUUUGCCUUUAACAAGAAACCAUUGAAAAGGGAAGAAGAGAAAGAUUUCUUGGUUGUUUACAAUGAUCUGUUCAGUAAUGACUGGAUUUCUGCCAUCCAGUUAGCUGAAUUACAUUUGACUCUCUGUAGCCAGGACACCUUUAUUUUUAGCCUUAGCAUGGAUGUUAAAUGCUUGUUCCAAAAAGAGAAAAAAAACCACAAACCUUUUAAAAGGAAAAGAAUUAAGGUUCAAUGAAGCCCCUGGCUCCUGAGACUCAAGUUGUCUGAACUACUUAGCAAUUUAACUCCUUGUAUUUAUUGAUCCUCACUACUCAGGUUUGCUGAAGAGCAACGCGUUUUUCCUGCCGGCAGGGUAUUAUUCUGUGGGUUCACCCAUUGUAAGACAAGGGAAAAGGUUACCUUUGGGGAUGAUUUGAUGUAAAUUUUGCAACUGCUCUAAUUUAUCCUGUAAAUUUGAAUAUUCAUUCUAAUUUAAACAGAUCAUUGGUUCAAAGGUAUUGACUGAAAGGUACAACUCUGUAUAGCUUUUGCUUGAAGUGGUUGCUCUUUGGUUUUUUUUUUUUGCAUGAUGUUUUGUUGGUACUGGUCAUGUAACUGACUUCAGUAUUUGCCUGAGCAGCUGACAAGCACCCAAAGAUUUUUAUUACUGGAAUUUCCCCCCCCCACCCCCCUUGGAUUAUGGCUGAGCUAGGCUGACUGCACAGAGAACCAGAGGCAUAAUUCCUAUAAUAUAGUCUGCACUGCCAUUAAGAAAAGCCCAACAGCUAGAGCAGCCCUGUCGUGACCAAUACCUCUCUCUGGUAUGAGUUGCAAGGAAAAAAAUUGGGCCAGUGUUUGCUGAUAAUCUGAAUUCUAGCCCUUGUGCAAUGAUCCUGGCCACCACAGCCACUGACUUGAAAAACUGCUGGUAAUGAAAGAAUGCAAGUCACCUUUCUUGCUUUCCUCCAGGUGUUUCCUAAAUGAAAUUAUGGGCAAUGAUCACAGAGUAUGUGUGGUGGUCAGAACUGUUGGACACUCUCCACUGUUCCUCUUGGCUGGCUCACUCAGUUUCAACAAUGGUUUCUUUUUUAUAUAAAAAAAAACCCUCCAUUUUGAAUCAAAAUAGUGUCAAGCAUUCAGCAAUUUCAAUAAAAGAGGUGAAGUGGGUAUUCAGA